UAAACAGAAACGACGAUAAACCACGAGUUAGGAAAGAGGUCGACAUUUUGUUGCCACCUUACGAGAGCGCUUCUUAUUGAUUCCGGUGGAUGCUGCACACCAACUGACAUCGAGAGAGCAACGGUUUCCCUAAACUAGACGACCAUUUUAUCCAUUGUUCAUAAUUACUCCAUUUUUUGGAGGCCUUCAUCUUGUUCAUUUUAUUCCUCCUUUGCCGAACGGUGUGAGCAUCCGAAUCCGUAUUCCGUCAAUCAUUGACACGUGGUGUGUGCUUAUCGUUUGUUCCGUUUUUGCAUCAGAAUGUCAACAGACUCAGAAUUGCCCUUGCAGUCCAAUAAUUCUAAGCUGUACUCGCCGCCAAGUUUGGCUGAGCACAGUUUACGCUUUCGUCCUGUUUUUGCUAUAUGCCUGUUCAGUGUGCAUCUGUUCUUCGCGAUCCUGAUCGUAGUGGUUGGCACUAUCGCAUCGGCACUCUGCUGGCCACAUCCCGACGGUGACGCGUCGUCUGUUUAUUUUAUCAUCAUUUAUCUACGCAUCAGCUACUGGGUGGUAACGUACGUGAUACACGAACAGAACAAGCGAGAAUUUGUUCGACUCGCCGAGGCGGACUUUGAUCAUUACCGCAUGCUGACAGUGUAUCGGAAGGCACCGUUACAGAUAGCCACCUUAUGGAAUGUGAUUCUACUGACGGUGCAGAACCAGGUGCGAUACCUGUUUCCGUAUGUGCAGGGAGAUGCUAGCGAUGGUAGCGUUGGUACAACUGUAGGCGGUGCGCUUAAUCCAGCCAUAACACCGCAGGUGUUCGUGAUCGUGGUGUGUGCGCUGGAGCUGUUGGUUUUAUUAUGUUUUUACGUGCCACUGGUAAGGAUUCUAAUCGAUAUCAGAAAAUCGGAAGGCCAUGGAAAGGUAACUGACCUCCGGUACCGUCGCAUGACGGAUACGGAACUCGCGGAACAACCGAUCGAGUGGCAGUUGGAGCGGCAAGCUAUCCUGAUCAAGUGGCUUCGUACGAAACGCGACAGCUUACAGCGGGAGGCAAAACUACUUGGCGUCGAUCAAUGUUGAUCGUCCUUUGUGUAUGUUAUGAGAAGUAAUCGUAGGACGGUCUGCGGUAGUAGUAAGAGCUCCAUUUAGAUGGUACGCAAUAACUCAAGUGUAUUCAUCUGUAAUAUUGCGAUAUGUUUAUUUGUAAUUGUUCACAGGAAACAAUAAUAAUCUACCACUAGUGAUAAGAAAACGAUAAAAACAAAUCACACAACCGUUUGCUGGGCCGGAAUCCCAAACUGAAACGAAAUAAAUCACACGAGAUGUUCUACGCAUUA
Anopheles moucheti is the source of this 1322-nucleotide messenger RNA. RefSeq lists its product as uncharacterized. Gene Ontology annotation, cellular component: lysosomal membrane; late endosome. Lineage: Eukaryota; Metazoa; Arthropoda; Insecta; Diptera; Culicidae. The record is from RefSeq and is a predicted model, not a curated record. The transcript is spliced from 2 exons. Bases 301 to 1065 code for a protein of 254 amino acids.